Molecule: messenger RNA, 4030 nt
Organism: Dreissena polymorpha
Lineage: Eukaryota; Metazoa; Mollusca; Bivalvia; Myida; Dreissenidae
Product: MAP3K12-binding inhibitory protein 1-like
Exons: 8
Coding region: 20-736 (238 amino acids)
Source: RefSeq, a predicted model, not a curated record
CCCUCAGCCCAGGGUAGCUAUGGAUAUGGAAACAACAGAUAUUCCAGUCACCAGUGUCAAGGCUGCUGACCCAGUAACAACAACACAGACACACAUUUGUGGCGAUUUAAAGAGACAGUUUCCAAACCAGGAUGAUUCUCAUCUGAUUCAAAUCCGAGCUUCUUCAUCAGAGAUUGCACGCCGAAUCUCUGCGCUCAUUGAGCAGAAGCAGCGGGAAGUUGACAUGGCCAACUGCCAGGAGUUCUGUGGGGUGCAUCCUGCAUUGGAAGCCUCAGAUGAUACCUGUGCCAGAACAUCGGCAGAGUUUGUGCCAAGAGCUGGGGGUAAAAGUCACAUUAAAGUGAGCAGAGUGGUGAACAUGUAUGGUCCACAGACCCGCUUCUCAAAUCAGGCCAAUCAGAGACCUUAUAACAAACAGGAAGUCAAACAGGCAGACUCAACGGUGGAUGGCUUGGAAGAGAGGCUCUCUAAUAUGGAGGAACAUUUGAAGCUUGCAGGUCCCAAGAAGUCAGAUAUUUACAGUAGACUCAAAGAACUUGAAGAAAGAAUUCUGUUCUUAGAAAGUCUAUCGCCAGAAUACUUUUCGUCUGGGCCUCCAAGGCCAAAGAAAUUGAAGCCAGAGCCCCGUGAUCGCCAAGUGUUGUCCAGGGAUAAUAAUGAUGAUUUGAGCAUCGAAGACAUAGACAAAAGGAUAAACAAACUACGGGAGACCCUACAUCAUAAAAUACAGACUUGAUAUUGAUGUACAUUGUUAACAUGAGCAAGAAAAAGUGAACUAGUGCUGACCUCCUGCCCUGUAUGUUUUAUGGGAGGAUUUAGGGGUAGAUUGUUUAUCCUGUGAAAAAGAAGCACAAAUACCUUCAUGGAAUCUUGGUGUUCUGAAUUUUGCUGCCUGCAAAAUAGUUGUUCCUAAAAUGUUGUCAUGGGCAAUGGUGUGCAUUUGGUCUAGAAAUAAUGACUUGCAUAGAGGAAACAUAUAACAACUUGCUUAAGAAGUAUAAUUAUACCCUGCUUAAGAAGUAUAAUUAUACCCUCUGGUAUGCAAUAAACAGGGUUUAAUGUACUUGUCAUGUACGUCUGUCUUUCCAUCCGUAUAUCAAAAUUUGUCUGGAGGAGUUCUCCCAUUCUUUAGUGUACAACAUCAAUACAUGCAAACCUUUCUCCAAUGAUGUCAGUUGUGCAAGUGUUUAUUGUCCCGUACUGGUGAAACCGGAGGGGACUUAUGGUUUGCACUCCGUCUGUCUCUGUCAGUCUGUCUGUCUGUCUGUCAGUCAGUCUGUCUCACUUUUCUGGAUCCUGCGAUAACUUUAAAAGUUCUUAAUAUUUUUUCUUGAAACAUGGAUAAAUGGCAAUAUGGAGAUUAUGCACAUCAUUUCAUUUUGAUCCUACCUCAAAAAUUCUGGUUGCUAUGGCAACAAAUAUAUGUAAAAAAUAAAAAAUAAAAUUCUGACAAUGGUGGAGUUUCACCGGUAGGGGACCGUAUUGCUUGGCAAUCUCUUGUUUGUAUUAUUUUGUCAAAACCAUAUCUCUAAAACAAAAAGAGAUGUCAACUUAAACCUUUAGAGGUUGGUAGAGCUCAUUGGGGGAAAGUGAACAAGAACCCUGACUCUUGCUUCCAUAGUUUCAGAGUGAUUGCCCUUUUUAACUCACCUGAGCACAAGGUCCUCAUGGUGAGCUUUUAUGAUCGCCUUUUAUCUGUCUUGCAUUGCCAACAUUUGCCUUGUUAACACACUAGAGGCCACAUUUAUUGUCCGAUCUUCAAGAAACUUGGUCAGAAGAUUUGUCCCAAUGAUAUUUUGGACUAAUUCGAAAAUAUUUCCGGUUGGUUGAAAAACAUUGCUGCCAGUGGGCGGGGCAUUUUUCCUUAUAUGGCUAAAGGUAAACCUUGUUAACACUUUAGAAGUCCCAUUAAUUGUCCAAUCUUCUUGAAACUUAUAAAAAAAAAUGUUGAAAUGAUGUCUUGGAUGAGUACCAAAUUGUUACAGUAUGAUGAAAAACAUGGCUGCCAGGGGGAGGGGCAUUUUUAGCUCACCAGAUUGCUCAGGUGAGCUUUUGUGACCGGUUUUUAUCUGCCGUUAACAUUUGUUCUUAAACACUCUAGAGGCCACAUUUAUUGUCCGAUCUUCAUGAAACUUGGUCAGAAUAUUUGUCCCAAUAAUAUCUCUAUCGAGUUCGAAACUGGGUCAUGCUGGGUCAAAAACUAGGUCACUAGGUAAAAAAAAAAAGAAACAGCUUGUAAACACUGUAGAAGUCACAUUUAAUGCCCAAUUUUCAUGUAACUUUGUCAAAAUGUCUGUCUUAAUGAUAUGUUGGUUGAGUUCAAAAGUGGUUCCGGUCUGUUGACAAACAUGGCCGCCAGUGGGCGGGGCAGUUUUCCUUAUAUGGCUAUAGAGAAACCUUGUAAACACUCUAGAAGUCACAAUUUUGGCCCAAUCAUCAUGAAAGUUAAUCAAAAUCAUUGGUUUUAUUGAUAUGUCGGAUGAGUUCGAAAAUGGUCCAGAUCGGUGAAAAAACAUGGCCGCGGCGGGGCAUUUUUCUCUAUAUGUAUAUAGUGAAAACAUGUGAACACUCUAGAAAUCACAUUUUUUGCCCAAUUUUCAUGAAGUUUGGUCAGAACAUUUGUUUCCUUGAUACGGGAGUUGAUAUAUCUCAGAUGAGUUUGCAAAUGGUUCCGAUGGGUCAAUAAACAUGGCUGCCAGGGGGGUGGGGACGUUUUCCUUAUGUGACUCUAUAGAAAAACCUUGUGAUCGAACACUAUAGAAGUCACAUAUUUUGCCUAAUCAUCGUGAAACUUAGUAAACACAUUGGUUUUAUUGAUUUCUUGGACAAGUUGGAAAAUGGCUCAGAUCGGUGAAACACACUUUUUAGCUCACCUGGUUGCUCAGGUGAGGUUUAAGGAUUGGUCUUUGUCCGUUGUUCGUCCGUCCACAUUUGGUUUGUAAACACUCUAGCAUUCACAUUUCUCAAGCAUUCUUUAUCAAAGUAACUGAAAGAUCUCAGUCAAGUUUGAUAAUGAGCAAAAUCACAUAAUUAAUGCCAUAAUUAUUGCCCUUAGAUUGUCCAAAUUUUCAAUAUAUUAUACAAAAUCCUUGUAAGCAAAGUUUGAUGUUUGGUAAGGGGGGUCAACUCAAAAUAUAGGUCACCAUUUAAAAUCUUACAAAAACAAAAACACUCCCUACGCCAGAGUUUUGGUUCAAUAAUGAUGAGACUUGACCAGGAUGUUUGUCUGGUCAAUAUCUAGGUAAAGUUUGACAUUAGGAAAAGAUUGUAUGAACCGACUCCUCUCAGGUGAGCGAACUAGGGCCAUCUUGGCCCUCUUGUUCCUUAUAUGGCAAUUGUAAAACCUUGUUAACACUCUCAAGUCAUAUUUAUAUUCCAAUCUUCAUGAAACUUGGUCAUGCAUUUGCACUUAUGAUUUAUUAAAUGAGUUCGAAAUGGUUCCAGUCUGUUAGAAAACAUGGCCACCAGUGGCGGGGCAUUUUUUCCUAAUAUGGCUAUAGUAAAAUCUUGUUAACUCUGUAAAAGUUACAUUUAUGGUCCAAUCUUUAUGAAACCUGGUCAGAUUUGUUUUAAUAAUAGCUCGGCCGAGUUAAAAAAUAUAUACGGUUUCGGGAAUAAUAAGGCCCCAGGGGGGCGCGGCAUUAUUCCUUAUAUGGCUAUUGUAAGACCUUGUUAACAACCUAGAAGUCACAUUUUUAGUCCAAUCUUCAUGAAACUUGGUCAGAACAUUUGACGAGUUCGAAAAUGGUUCCCAUCCAUUUAAAAACAUUGCUGCCAGGGGGCUGGCCAUUUUUCCUUAUAUAGCUAUAGUAAAACCUUGUUAACUCUCUUGUUAGUAUUUUUGCCAAGUUUGAAAAUAGUUUCAGAAACAUCUCAAAGAGCAGCUCAGUCCCCCAAAGUCUCUGGUGAGCCACUAUGGGCUUCUGGCCCUCUUAUUUCUUGUAGGUACCUAAGGGGGUAUUUCAGUCAUGACAAUAAAAGUUUGAGAUAUUUCAUGUUAAUUCUUUAAGAUAAAACCUUUCAAAAUGUG